Hevea brasiliensis (rubber tree) is the source of this 1670-nucleotide messenger RNA. RefSeq lists its product as uncharacterized. The transcript is spliced from 10 exons. Lineage: Eukaryota; Viridiplantae; Streptophyta; Magnoliopsida; Malpighiales; Euphorbiaceae. The coding region runs from base 137 to 1414 and encodes 425 amino acids. The record is from RefSeq and is a predicted model, not a curated record. Gene Ontology annotation, cellular component: catalytic step 2 spliceosome.
AAGCCCUCAAAAGGGUUUUCUUUCUCUCCAACACGACCACACCCAACAACUCUUACAGUCACAGACGUAGCUUCUGGUCUCUGUAUUGUUGAGGUCGCGCAAAUUCUUGAAGCAGCUAACCGCAACCGCACCCGAUAUGGGUACCAGCACCGCUAUUGACAAGACUGAGGAAGAGCUCCAGCGAGAGAUCGAUGAGCUCCACCGCCAACAGCGUCAGAUUACUGAGCGGCUGCGUGAUCCUCGGGGGCUCCGAAGGGGUGGGUUGUCUGGUGCUGGUCCUCGGAACUUUGCCUCCAAUGGGGUUCACCCGCGAGGCUUUGUUCGACCUGCAGAUAGGAAUGAUGCAGAAGAUCAACCUCCUGCAAAACGGCGGCUUUUGUCUGCUGUUGUCAAGGUCGAGGAUGGAGAGAUUGUUGAGGAUCCUGCAGUGUCAAAGGAUUUGAAGAAGAAGCAAUCAGCUGAGGAGGACAAUGUUGUGGUUGCCAUAGAGGAUCAAAGUGAUGGAAAGCCAUACAGUCUACAGGAGAGCAGUUGGUCCAGGAGGGAUGGCAAUCAGAGACCUGGAAGGAGGGAGGCUGAACUUCCAGUGGCUGAGCCUGUGCCAAGGGUGUUGCCAAAGGACGAGGAUCCAAGUUUGGUUAGCAGAAACAAAAGAAUGUUGGGGCAACUUUUAGGUACUUUGGAGAAAUUCCGGAAAGAAGAUAUGAAACUUUCAGGGACGGAGGCAUUUAAGCAAAGGUCAAAUGCUUUGCUAAGAGCGGAGCAAAGAGCACGAGAAGAAAGUGAAAAGCUGAGGCAGCAAGAGCGUGAACAAAUUGCAGAAAAGAGAAGGAGAGAUCUGAGUCUUAGAGCACGUGUUGCUGCCAAAACAGAAGAAAAGAAGUUGGAAUUGCUGUUUCUUCGGUGGAGUGAGCACCAUAAAAAGCUUUGCAAUUUUAUAAGGACUAAGGCAGAGCCCCCAAUUUAUUAUUUGCCUAACAAGCCAUUGGAGGAAGAUGCAACCUUGCUUGAGCAACGCAAAGAGCAGACAUUUUCAGAAUGGAAGGCUACUAGGAGAGAGGAACUGUCUGAAUAUCAGAAGCAGAUUGCAGAGCAGUAUCUUAGCAAUGUUGAAAAGGAAUUAGAAAGGUGGCAAAAUGCAAGGAAAGCAAGGAGACCUAACAAUGAUGCAAAUUUACAGGAAACAAUGGACAAAGAAUUGGACACCCAUAGGCUUGAGCAUGGUCCCAAGACAAGAAAGAUCCCUGGUGGAAGCAACAAUGAAGAUGAGGAUGAUGUAGAAGAUAUCAAUGUUGGGGAGGACGACAUGAUGGAUGAUGUGCUGGUAGUUGAUGAUAAUGGUAGAAGGGAUGAUGAAGCAGCCAAGCCAGAAGCUGGUAGCGCCAGCGCACCCCCAGAUAAUCUUGAUCAGUAAUUAUUGAAGGCAUCCAAUGAAAUCCUUCGUUCAGGUUAUUCACUUGUUAGGUUUAUCUUGUCUUCUGUAUUUGCUUGCUUUUUUUAGGUUCUCUCUCUCUCUUUUUUUUUUUUCUUUUGUUUGUUUUCUCUUUGACGUCCUAUCUUGAUGUUUUUAAUGCAUUUAGGAUCAAGUACUUAAAAAGCUCAAAUGGUUAUUUUUUUAGGAUGAAUUUUUAUAUAUUACUGCAUGUUCAUGUUGAGGAGUUGCUUGAUUA